UUGCGUUAUAGUUUUUUUACUACUUCGUUAGAAUUAUCGAAUUCAGAACAGCGCGCACAGCAUAGAGUGAAAAAUUUUCAUCAGAACAGUGUUCCUAUUCCCCCGUGGUGGAUACCCAGCUCCAGGUCUCCACCAAAAAUUAAAAAAAAAAAGAAAAAGAAAAAGAAAUCUCUCGCUGAUUAGGGUUUUGAUGUGCGAGCAGAAAUGUCUCAGGGCAAGUUGAUGCCGAAUCUUGAUCAACAAAGCACCAAAAUCCUCAACCUGACGGUGCUUCAGAGGAACGAUCCUUGCAUUGAAGAGAUUCUGAUGACAGCCGCUCAUGUCACCUUUUAUGAGUUCAACAUCGAGCUCAAUCAAUGGAGUCGCAAGGACGUUGAAGGAUCUCUUUUUGUUGUUAAGAGGAAUACCCAACCGAGGUUCCAGUUCAUUGUGAUGAACAGGCGCAAUACAGAUAAUUUGGUGGAGAAUCUUUUAGGAGAUUUUGAGUAUGAAAUUCAAGUUCCAUAUCUGUUGUAUCGAAAUGCUGCCCAAGAAGUUAAUGGCAUUUGGUUCUACAAUUCACGUGAAUGUGAGGACAUUGCAAACUUAUUUACUAGGAUACUUAAUGCAUACUCGAAGGUUCCUGCUAAGCCGAAAGUGUCUUCAACCAAAAGUGACUUUGAAGAACUUGAAAGAGUCCCAACUACAGCAGUGAUAGAAGGCCCGUUAGAGCCAUCAUCUUCAGCGUCCACUGCAACUGAUGGCCCUGAAGAUUCAUCCUUUGUAAACUUCUUCAGUUCAGCUAUGAAUAUUGGAAACAAAGCUUCAAAUGUGGCAAGUUCCGUACAACCGUAUCAGUCUCCUGCUCCUGUCCCUUUACCUUUGCGUACACCCAGCGUAGUUUCUUCUUCUGCAGUAUCACCACAAGUGUUAUCACUUCCUCUGUCAUCUUCAGCUACGCCUUCAUUGCCCCUUCAUGAAACUCUUGACCCAAAUAGUGCUAGUAGUCAUCUAACUAAUCUUGUGAAGCCCUCUUCAUUUUUUGUUCCCCCAUCUUCCUCAUCUACUGUGAUGGUACCACAAUCAUCACCUAUUUCGUCAUCUGUGCCAACUGCUGUUCAUCAUCCUCCACUCAAUAUGCAACGUCCAUAUGGUACUCCAAUGCUUCAACCUUUUCCUCCUCCCACUCCACCACCUUCUCUUACCCCUAGUUCCACUCCUAGUCCACAUUAUGGACCACUUAUUAACAGAGACAAUGUUCGUGAUGCACUUCUGAUGCUUGUUCAGGAUAAUCAGUUCAUUGAAAUGUUCUACCAAGCAUUGCUGAAAGUGCACCAUUCAUGACUACCUACUGUAAAGAACCAGGGGGCGUGGCAGAUUUCAUGUAGUUGACGUGAUCGUAGAAUCAGCUCUGUAUAUAGCUCUUUUGUGCUCUUGGAUUCAAGUUGUGAUGACAUUUUUCAGUUUAAACAUAACCAUUAAGGCAUUAAUGUGUCCUGUGCGUGUUAUCGUUGUUGUAAUGCUAGGUUGCUGAGUCAAUUUCUCCCACUCGUGCAAAGAUUUGGAAGCUUUGGAUGUCUAUUUUAGAAGUAUAGUUAUUUCCAUUCCUGUUUUUAGCUUCAUGAUAAUGGUGUGUUAGUAUACUUGGGAUGAACUACUGUCCAAUUUAGUUAAUGAGCAAUAGAUUGUCAAUAAUUUGUAGUCAA
This is a messenger RNA of Malania oleifera, 1685 nucleotides long. RefSeq names its product mRNA-decapping enzyme-like protein. Gene Ontology annotation, cellular component: P-body. Gene Ontology annotation, molecular function: mRNA binding; enzyme activator activity. Lineage: Eukaryota; Viridiplantae; Streptophyta; Magnoliopsida; Santalales; Ximeniaceae. The transcript has 8 exons. Bases 205 to 1323 code for a protein of 372 amino acids. The record is from RefSeq and is a predicted model, not a curated record. Gene Ontology annotation, biological process: deadenylation-independent decapping of nuclear-transcribed mRNA; deadenylation-dependent decapping of nuclear-transcribed mRNA; positive regulation of catalytic activity.